CUUGUCAUCCCAGUCAACCCUAAUCAUUCCAGUCAUCCCUAGUCAUCACUAAUCAUCCCAGUUCUCCCUACUCAUCCCUAGUCAUCCCUACUCAUCCUUAGUCAUUCAAGUAAACCCAAGACAUCCCACUAAUCCCUAGUCAUCAAUACUUAUCUGUAGUCAUCCCAGUCAUAUCUUGUAAUCCCUAGUCAUCCCAGUCAUCCUAGUAAUCCCUAGUAAUUCCAGUCAUCCCUAGUCAUCCCAGUCAUCCCUAGCCAUCCUAGUAAUCCCUAGUCGUCCCAGUCCUUCCUAGUCAUCCCCAGGCAUCCCACGUCGUCCUAAUCAUCAAUAGUCAUCCCAGUAAUCGCAAGUCUUCCCAGUAAUCCCUAGUCAUGACUAGUCAUCCCAGUCAUCCUAGUCAUUCCUAGUCAUCCCAGUCAUCCCUAGUGAUUCCUAGUCAUCCCAGUCAUCCUAGUCAUCCCUAAAAAUUCCAGCCAUCCCUAAUCAUCCCAGUCAUCCCUACUAAUUCUAAUCAUCUCUUCCCAUCCCAGUCAGCCCUAGUCAUUCCUAGUCAUCACAGGCAUCCUAGUAAUCCCUAGUCAUUCCAGUCAUCCCUAGAAAUCCCUAGUCAUCCCUAGUCAUACUAGUCAUCCCUAGUCAUCCCCGUCAUCCCAAUCAUUCCAGUCAUCCCUAGUCAUCCCAGAGAUCCCUAGUCAUUCCAGUCAUCCUUAGUUAUCAAAGUCAACACUAGUCAUCCCUAGACAUCCCUAGUCAUCCCUAGUCAUUCCAGUCAUCCCAGUAAUCCCUAGUCAUCCCAGUUAUCCUAUUUAUCCCUGGUCAUCCCUAGUAAUCCCAGUCAUCCUAGUCAUCCCAAGUCAUCCCAAUAAUCCUUAGUCUUCCUAGUCAUCUUUAGUCAUUCCUAAUCAUCCCAGUCAUCCUAGUAAUCCCACUCAUCCCCAGUCAUCCCUAGUCAUCCCAGUCAUCCUAGUCAUCCCAGUCAUCCUUAGUCAACCCAGUCAUCCUUAGUUACCAAAGUCAUCCCUAGUCAUCCCAAGUCAUCCGAGUCAUCCCUAGUCAUCCCAGUCAUAUCAGUAAUCCCUAGUAAUCCCAGUCAUCCCUAGUCAUCCAGAGUAAUCCCAGUCAUCCCUACUCAUUCCUAGUCAUCCCUAGUCUUCUCUAAUCAUCCCAGUCAUCCUAGUCAUCUCUAGUCAUUCCAGUCAUCCCUAGUCAUCCCAGUCAUUGCAGUCAUCCCUAGUGAUCCCUAGUAAUCCUUUCCCAUCCCUAGUAAUCGCUAGCCAUCCCAGACAUCCCUAGUCAUGGCUAAUCAUCCCAUUCAUCCCUAGUCAUCCGAGUAAUCCCUAGUCACCCCUAGUCAUCCCAAGUCAUCCCUAGUCAUCCCCACUCAUCCCUAGUCAUCCCAGUCAUCCUUACUGAUUCCUAGUCAUCCCAGUCAUCCUAGUCAUCUCUAAAAAUUCCAGUCAUCCCUAAUCAUCCCAGUCAUCUCUACUCAUCCUAGUCAUCUCUUGCCAUCCCAACCAUCCCUAGUCAUUCCUAGUCAUCACAGUCAUCCUAGUAAUCCCUAGUCAUUCCAGGCAUCCCUAGUCAUCUCAGUAAUCCCUAGUCAUCCCUAGUCAUCCCAGUCAUCCCAGUCAUUCCAGUAAUCCCUAGUCAUCCAAGACAUCCCUAGUCAUUCCAGUCAUCCUUAGUCAUCCCAGUCAACACUAGUCAUCCCUUGUCAUCCCUAGUCACCCCAGUCAUCCCCAGUCAUCCAGAGUAAUCCCAGUCAUCCCUACUCAUUCCUAGUCAUCCUUAGUCUUCCCUAAUCAUCCCAGUCAUCCUAAACAUCUCUAGUCAUUCCAGUCACCCCUAGUCAUCCCAGUCAUUGCAGUCGUGCCUAGUCAUCCCUAGUAAUCCUUAAACACCCCUAGUCAUCGCUAGCCAUAUUAGACAUCCCUAGUCAUGGCUAGUCAUCCAAUUCAUCCCUAGUCAUCCGAGUAAUCAAUAGUCAGACCUAGUCAUCCCAAGUCAUCCCUAGUCAUCCCCACUCAUCCCUAGUCAUCCCAGUCAUCCUAGUCAUCACUAGUCAUCUCAGUCAUCCCUAGUGAUUCCUAGUCAUCCCAAUCAUUCUAGUCAUCCCUAAAAAUUCCAGUCAUCAUUAAUCAUCCUAGUCAUCUCUUGCCAUCCCAAACAUCCCAAGUCAUUCCUACUCAUCACAGUCAUCCUAGUAAUCCCUAGUCAUUCCAGGCAUCCCUAGUCAUCCCAGUCAUCCCUAGUCAUCCCUUGUCAUCCUAGUCAUCCCGGUCAUCACUAGUCAUUCAAGUCAUCCCAGUAAUCCCUAGUCAUCCCAGUUAUCCUAUUUAUCCCUGGUCAUCCCUAGUCAUCCCAGUCAUCCUAGUCAUCCCAAGUCAUCCCAGUAAUCCCUAGUUUUCCUAGUCAACUUUAGUCAUUCGUAAUCAUCCCAGUCAUCCUAGUCAUCUCUACUCAUCCUAGUCAUCUCUUGCCAUCCCAAACAUCCCUAGUCAUUCCUAGUCAUCACGGUCAUCCUAGUAAUCCCUAGUCAUUCCAGGCAUCCCUAGUCAUCCCUAGUCAUCCUAGUCAUCCCAGUCAUCCCCGUCAUUCCAGUAAUCCCUAG
Porites lobata is the source of this 2611-nucleotide messenger RNA. The record is from the annotation of a GenBank genome assembly. Lineage: Eukaryota; Metazoa; Cnidaria; Anthozoa; Scleractinia; Poritidae.